CGUUGCAAAACUGUUUACCGUUAAAACGUUUUGCUACGACAUGGAUUAAAUGAAUACAGCCCAGGGUGACAACGCCGAUGACUUUCUAUGAACAUGGCCGCUCAAGAUGAACUCAAUCAACUGGAGCGAGUUUUCUUGCGUUUGGGCCAUGCAGAGACUGAUGACCAACUCCAGGACAUUAUAUCCAAGUUCCUGCCCCCGGUCCUCCUCAAACUGUCCAGCGUGCAGGAGGGAGUCAGGAAGAAGGUGAUGGAGCUCCUGGUCCACCUGAACAAGAGGAUUAAAAGCAGGCCGUUGAUCCAGCUACCAGUAGAGACCCUCCUGGUUCAGUACCAGGACCCCGCCGCAGCGUCCUUUGUUACGAAUUUCACCAUCAUUUACAUCAAGAUGGGUUACCCUCGACUGGAGGUGGGGAACCAGUGUGAGCUGGCACCUACUCUGCUGACUGCUAUGGAGGGCAAGCCUGAGCCCCAACAGGAUAGCUUGAUGCAUCUCCUGAUCCCGUCCUUGUAUCACAUGAAGUACCCAAAGGAUUCUUCCAACUCUUCCAAGAUGGCCUCUCCCUUCAUCCUGAUGGAGAAACCCAAGACGGUUCAGUUACUGCUGGAGUUCAUGUUGGACGUACUGCUGAUGCCCUACGGGUUUGUCCUGAACGAGCCUCCCACUCGCCCAGCUCCCUCGUCCCCUCAGGGUAGCUCUGGGGCAGCGGCAGCCGGACCGGGCCUCCCCCAGCCUCCUCCAGGGAUGAGCGUCUACGCUGCCAAGAGGGUCAUCGGAGAGGCCCAGUGGAGCCCAGAGCAGCUGGAACAGUGUAAACUCGGCAUAGUGAAGUUCAUCGAGGCAGAACAGGUACCGGAGGUGGAGACGGUCAUACACCUGGUGGUUGCCUCUAGCGACACAAGACACGGCGUUGCCACGGCCGCGGACCUGGAGCUCAAGAGCAAGCAGAGUAUUAUCGACUGGAACAACCCCCUGAUCGUCAACAGGAUGUACAAGGUCUACCUGGGAGACAUCCCCCUCAAAACUAAGGGGGCCAGUCUGAAGAGGGAGUUGAAACAUGAGCCGGUCAGCACCAGAGUCAAGAUGAAGAUCCUACCACAUCUCUUACGCUCACGCCUCGCUGCUGAGUGCUUCCCGGCUAACAUACAGGUGGUGUACGACGGUCUGUUUGGAGCCAACACCAACAACAAGCUGCUCUCUCUUACACUUCAGUUUGUUCACCACAUCUGUCAGGUAUGUCCUGACACCAACAAACCCCUGGGUCUGAUGCUGCUGAAUGGCCUCACCAAGCUCAUCAACGAGUACAAGGAGGAUCCUAAGUUGCUGUGUAUGGCCUACUCUGCUGUGGGGAAACUGUCCAGCCGGAUGCCCCAACUCUUCACCAAAGAUAUCGCUCUGGUCCAGCAGUUCUUUGAGGCCAUGUGCAAGGAGGAGCCUGAUGUCCGUCUAGCCAUCCAGGAGGCUCUGUCUAUGAUGGUGGGAGCCUACGCUAACCUACAGGGGGCGCUACUGAACCUGAUGGAAGCCCUGGUGGCAGCUUACAUGGGCAAGCCUGAGGUGCAGGUGCGUCAGGUGGCAAUGAAGUACGCCAGCACGGUAUUCGCUCCUGAUCACGUGCCCUCCAGAUACUUGCUCCUAUUGGCUGCUGGGGACCCGAGAGAAGAGGUGUGCAGCGAGGCCCAGCGUGUCCUGAGGGCUCUGCCUGCUAAGAACUCGGAGAAAGAGGGCCGUAAACCCAUGCCCUCAUUCCCUGACAUGGUGGCCUACAUCCAGGAGAAGGCUGCUCAGAGGAUGAAGACGCCGGCUAAGUACAUCGUGGGGACGUACACUCUCCCCUUCAACCCUUCUGCGUUUGGCGAGAUCGUGCUGUACCUGCGGAUGUGUCUGGCCCACAGUGCCGGGGCCACGCCCGUCUCCAAGAGCCUGGCGGACAUGCAGGACGACGCGCCUGCCAUCGGACGCUACACGCACGCCCUGCUCUCCAACGAACCCCUGACCUCCCCGUCCUCCACUGGAACCAAGGGGGCAGAGGUCAACCCUGUGCAGGUCUACAUGGAGCUACUGCAGCAGCUGCUGUCUGCUGUAGGAGGAGUCCCUGUGAUGUACUGUCUUCUGGAGGUGGUGUCUGUCUGUCCUCACAACCUGGCCCCCAUGUUUAUCCACAAGAUCGACUGGAUCAAGAGUCUAAUGAACACCAACAAGGAGGACCUAAGGGAGCUAGCAGCUCAGCUCUACGCUGUGGUGGUGUCCACCAUGUCAGGAAACGAGCUGAAGACUGCCGUUCAGACGCUCAUCAAGAUCACUAAAGAUACACACAGCCCCGAGACCCAGCACGGAGCCAUCAUGGCGCUGGGCUACAUGGUGGCCAGGUACAUGAGCAAGAGGAAGUCCUUCGCUAACGGAGACUCCGCCCUCAACCGGGAACAGAGGAUGAACGACACGCCCAAGGAGGACGAGGAGCUGGUCGCUAUAGCAACCAAAGCCAUCGGCUCUUUCCUAGACAGUGGUUCCCCUCUGCUCGCUGUCGCUGCAUGUACGGCCCUCGGGGAGAUCGGGAGGAACGGGCCUCUGCUCAUCCCUUCAGAAGGAGAGGGAUUCACCAAACUAGCCGUGGUGGAGAAGAUGCUGGCUCGCAUCCCCUCUGGGAAAGAGACCCUCAAGAUGAAGGAGAGAGCCAUCCAGACUCUGGGUUAUCUACCAGUGGGAGAUGGAGACUUUGCCCACCAGAAGAAGCUGUUGCAGGGGCUCAUGGACUCUGUGGAGGCCAAACAGGUAGAACUUCAGUUCACAGUGGUUCAGGCCAUCACCAGUGGUUCAGGGACCAGUUCUGGAGCACAGUGGUUCCCUGGACCUGUACUUCAAUACAGUCCCCCAGACAAUGUGGAGAAUAACGAUGUGGUUCCGUGGGUGCUGAACUCUAUCCUGGCUAAGUACAUCCCAAGUCAAAACCCCCACGUCAGACAGGCUGCCUGUAUAUGGCUGCUCUCUCUGGUGAAGAAGCUGCACCAGCACAAAGAGAUCAGGUCUCACCUGAAGGAGAUCCAGACGGCUUUCAUCUCCAUCCUGUCAGACCCUGAUGAGUUGAGUCAGGACGUGGCAUCUAAAGGUCUUGGUCUAGUCUAUGAGAUGGGAGGAGAGGGAGACCAGCAGGAACUGGUGUCUACACUGGUCGAAACACUGAUGACUGGCAAGAGGGUGAAGCAUGCCGUGUCCGAGGACACCGAGGUGUUCCAGGGAGAGGCUCUGGGGAAAGCACCGGACGGACACGGACUCUCCACCUACAAGGAGCUGUGCUCAUUGGCCAGUGACCUCAACCAACCGGAUCUGGUCUACAAGUUCAUGAACCUAGCCAAUCACCACGCCAUGUGGAAUUCCCGCAAGGGAGCAGCGUUUGGGUUCAACAUCAUAGCAGCGAAGGCAGGAGAGCAGCUCGCCCCCUACCUGCCCCAGCUGGUACCACGUCUGUACCGAUACCAGUUUGAUCCCAACCUGGGCAUCAGGACGGCCAUGACCUCCAUCUGGGAUGCUCUGGUCACUGACAAGAACAUGGUGGACAAGUAUCUGAAGGAGAUCCUCCAGGAUGUGAUAUCUAACCUUACCAAUAACAUCUGGAGGGCCCGUGAGUCCGCCUGCCUCGCUCUCAACGACCUCAUCCGAGGACGCAACGCUGACGACCUCAUCGACCACCUGGAGGAGAUCUGGGAGACCCUGUUCAGGGUUCUGGACGACAUCAAGGAGUCUGUCAGGAAGGCAGCUGAUAUAACCCUCAAAACACUGAGUAAGGUGUGUACUAGGAUGUGUGAGUCGUCAGGUUUAGCAGCCCAGAGGACUGUAGCUGUUCUGUUACCAACCCUCCUGGAUAAAGGCAUCGUCAGCAACGUGCCUGAGGUCCGCUCUCUCAGUAUCCAGACCCUGGUGAAGGUGUCUAAGACAGCUGGUAAUAGGUUGAAGCCCCACGCCCCUCGUCUGAUCCCAGCACUCCUGGAGGCUCUCAGUGUCCUGGAGCCACAGGUCCUCAACUACCUCAGCCUCCGAGCCACGGAGCAGGAGAAGAGUGCCAUGGAUGCUGCCAGACUCAGUGCUGCCAAGUCCUCCCCCAUGAUGGAGACCAUCAACAUGUGUCUGCAGCACCUGGACGUGUCUGUUCUGGGGGAGCUGGUCCCCAGACUCUGUGACCUACUGAAGAGUGGAGUGGGUCUGGGCACCAAGGGUGGUUGUGCCAGUGUGAUCGUGUCCCUCACCGUCCAGUGUCCCCAGGACCUCACCCCCUACUCAGGUAAACUGAUGAGUGCCCUACUGAAUGGGAUUCAUGACCGCAGCAGUGUGGUCCAGAAAGCCUUCUCCUUCGCUCUGGGACAUCUAGUCAGGACAUCGAAGGACAGCAGUGUAGAGAAACUCCUACUGAAACUCAACACCUGGUACCUGGAGAAAGAAGAGCCGGUGUACAGGUCGUCGUGCGCCCUGACGGUCCACGCUAUCAGCCACUACAGCCCUGAUGUCCUGAAGGGGCAUGCGGUGGUAGCGUUGCCGCUAGCCUUCUUGGGUAUGCACCAGGCGCCGGGACCAGACGAGGAGAAGGGGGAGAGCCACGACGCCACGCUGUGGAACGAAGUCUGGCAGGAACACGUACCAGGAAGCUUUGGGGGCAUCCGCCUCUACAUGACGGAGCUGAUCGACAUUACCCAGAAGGCCUUGCAGUCCCAGUCGUGGAAGAUGAAGGCCCAGGGCGCGGCUGCCAUGGCGUCCAUCGCUAAGCAACAGACGGGUUCUCUGGUCGCCCCUCACCUGGGUAUGGUGUUGUCCGCUCUACUGCAGGGACUGGUUGGACGCACCUGGACUGGAAAGGAGGAGCUGUUGAACGCCAUCGGCUCUGUGGUGUCUAAGUGCAGUGGUGAACUCCAGAAGUCCUCCCCGGGCCAGCCCAGUGUACCAGAGGUGAUAGAUCUGGUGUUGAAGGAGUGUCGUAAAGACAACCUGGUCUACAAGAUGGCUGCCCUGGGCUGUGCUGCUGACGUCCUGCAGGCCACACAGGAAGACCGCUUCAGUGAUAUGGCAGACAUACUCAUUCCACUCAUUAAGAAGAAUUCUGCAGCAACUUCGAGGUUGAGACAUGAUAGUGAUGACGAUCGGGAUGAGAAGGAGAAGGAGCUGCAGACUGAAGCUCUACUCUGUGCCUUCCAGACGCUGGGCAAGACCUGGCCCAACAACACACAAACCCAGGAGCGUUUCCAGUUGGACCUGUGCUGUCUGAUGUGUGAGAGGUUGAAACUCAGUACAUGGAGGGUCCAGGUGGGGGUGCUACAGUCUAUGAAGACAUACUUCCAGAGGUUGCUACUGUUGGAGAAGGAGAAAGACAACCAGAACUUCACAGCCUUGUCCCUUAUUCUCACAGAGACAUGCAGCGCUCUCACACACCCACUAGAGAAUAAGAGUUACUCCUCUGUGAGGACAGAAGCGUUGUCUGUUGUGGAACUACUGGUGAAGAGGACAGGAGAGAGCGGUCAGUGGGAGUGCGUCUCCCCUCCUAUACCCCCUAGGGGGACAGUGUCUCCCCUCCUAUACCCCCUAGGGGGACAGUGUCUCCCCUCCUAGACCCCCUAGGGGGACAGUGUCUCCCCUCCUAUA
Messenger RNA from Oncorhynchus tshawytscha (Chinook salmon), 5625 nucleotides. Its product is annotated as proteasome adapter and scaffold protein ECM29-like. The record is from RefSeq and is a predicted model, not a curated record. Gene Ontology annotation, molecular function: molecular adaptor activity. NCBI's taxonomy places the organism in Eukaryota, Metazoa, Chordata, Actinopteri, Salmoniformes, Salmonidae. Gene Ontology annotation, cellular component: nucleus; cytoplasm. Gene Ontology annotation, biological process: proteasome assembly.